Messenger RNA from Gasterosteus aculeatus aculeatus (three-spined stickleback), 1545 nucleotides. It is a transcript of the gene lrrc57, whose product is annotated as leucine rich repeat containing 57. Gene Ontology annotation, molecular function: protein binding. Gene Ontology annotation, cellular component: cytoplasm. The record is from RefSeq and is a predicted model, not a curated record. NCBI's taxonomy places the organism in Eukaryota, Metazoa, Chordata, Actinopteri, Perciformes, Gasterosteidae.
CGUCCUCUCCGCAGCUCCCAUUGGCUCUCACAGCUCCAGCCGUUUGGUCCUCAGCAGGACGGGGCGUCUACUCCAGAUUUAAUAUUAUUAUUAUUAUUAUUGACACAACAGCUUUGGUCAAACUACAGUUUCUACAUUUCGGACCCAAAGGGACAUUGGGUUAAUUCCUCAGUCUGAUCACUUACACGUGGAACAUAAAAGAAGAAGAAGGUGGAGGACCGAUAAAGCCGUCAUAUCCGGUCUGAAUGUGACCACCGAGGCUCCAGCUGUCCGGCUGUAGGUGGAGAGGGAGGAGCUGCUUCUCCACUGUGUGUCCCGCAGAGAGGGGAGACAGACAGACUAAAAGACGGGGCAGACAGACAGACGGGCAGGUACCUGUCUCCGGGGUCCAGAUGGGGAACAGCGCGCUGAAGUCUCACCUGGAGACCUCCCAGAAGACGGGAGUGUUCCAGCUGACGUCGAAGGGCCUGCAGGAGUUCCCAGAGGAGCUGCAGAAACUCGCCGCCAACCUGCGGACCGUCGACCUGUCAGCCAACAAGAUCGAGGUUCUUCCCGCCGCCGUGGGGAACUUCCUGCAGCUCAAAAGUCUGACGCUGAACGCCAAUCGGCUUGCCGAACUCCCCGCUGAGAUCGGGAAGCUGAAGAAGCUGGAGACUCUGAGUCUCAACGGCAACCGGAUCCAGCAGCUUCCCCCGACCCUGGGUCAGCUCAGAGCCCUGCGGACCCUCAACCUGUCAGGGAACCAGAUCUCAGAGUUCCCCCCCGGUUUGGGGACCCUGAGGCACCUGGACCUGCUGGACCUGUCCCGCAACAAGAUCCGGAGCGUCCCGGCCGCCGUGUCCGAGCUGCAGACCAUCGAGCUGAACCUCAACCAGAACCAGAUCUCGGUGCUGUCGGGGGACGUUUCCCUGUGUCCUCGUCUUAAGGUCCUCCGUCUGGAGGAGAACUGCCUGGAGUUGUCCUCCAUCCCUCAGUCCGUCCUGGGGGGCUCUCAGGUGUCCCUGUUCUCUGUGGAGGGGAACUUGUUUGAGGUGAAGGACCUCAGAGACCUGGAGGGAUACGAGAAGUACAUGGAGCGUUUCACGGCCACCAAGAAGAAGUUCACCUGAAGACCUCUGUUUGCGACGCUGCCAGUGUUCCUCCAGCGAUGCGUUCAGUCAUUAACGUUCACUAACAUUAUAUAUAACAUUAUAAUUACUUUUCUUACCGUAAUAUUUAAUGCACAUAACUUCUUCUUGUGAAUCUGUUUAAAUGCAUAUGUCUCCUGUUAUGAAGCAGAAGAUGUUUUAUUUUAUUCGGCAAUGCUCAACAUGACAAGCAGAUCAGUUACAGAUUAUGAAAACAAUAAAGUAAUCAUUUACUGAAUUAUCUCAUGUGAGAUGAAUACACGAUGGAAUUAAUCCUGGAUAUGUCGCUGAAAUAGAAGAUGUGAGUUUGUAUAAUAGAAUUUCAUUGUUUAUUUAAUUAAUAAAUGCUAUGAAAUCAAUAAAAACGUUACUUCAUACUUGAUUAAUUGAAAUAAAAACGUGUUAAUGAAUCCAAAUA